AUGGAGUUUUCUCAAGGCUCCGUCUUAAGUGUAUCGCUAUUCCUAAUCGCUAUAAAUGAUAUACUAGACAACAUACUAAUCCCGGUCAAAGAACUUUUAUUUGCCGACGACUUAACCCUAUUAUGCAAAGGAAGGAACCUCCAUACCAUCCAGAUCCAACUACAAGAAGCACUAGAUAAAUUGCAGAAAUGGUCACUUACAUCAGGGUUCAAAUUUUCUUUCACCAAGUCUAAAAUAAUUACCUUCAGCAGAAAGAAACAACAUGCGAACAUAAAUCUAACUCUUGAUAAUCUGAUAAUCAAGGAAACAUCUUCUAUCAAACUAUUAGGAUUAACAUUUGACUCUCAGCUAGCAUGGACGCCUCAUAUUAAUAAACUCAAAACUGAUAGCUACCAACGACUUAACAUACUUAGAACAAUAGCUGCAAAUGACUGGGGAGCCGACCUCAAAACCCUACUCCUUACGUAUAAGGCAAUAGUGAGAUCAAAACUGGACUAUGGAUCAAUCAUAUACAACUCAGCCAACACCAACAUAUUAAAGAAAUUAGACCCUGUACACAACAAUGCUCUCAGAUUAACUGUGGGCGCCUUCCGCUCCAGCCCGAUCAACGGCAUCCUUAGCGAAGCUUCAGAACUUCCAUUACGAAUCAGAAGAAAAUACCUAAGUAUCCAAUUCGCAAUCAGAAUCGCCUCCCACCCACAGAACCCAGUCUUCCACAAUGUAUUCAGAAAUAACAACCUAAAUCACUUGCAGCAAAGGAAAAGAACACCCCAUCCACUCUGCUACAGAAUCAACAAUUAUCCGAAGGAGCUUGGCAUGGAAAUCCAGCUCAUAUCGAGCAGAUCUAUCCCCAGCAUCCCUCCGUGGACCUUUCCAAGAAUUAGCACUAACACCUCUCUACUGAACUACAGCCAAAAGAAAUCUGAUCCAAUCAUGCUAAAGGCUAUGUUUCAAGAAUUAGAAGCGGGACUCGCAAAUCACGUGCACAUAUACACAGACGGGUCCAAGACUCCAAUCGGAUCCGGAUACGCAAUUGUCAGGAACCAGUCAAUCGAAAAAGUUAAACUUCGUCAGAAAACACCUAUUUUUCUAUGCGAACUUCAAGCAAUUAAACACGCCGUCAAAUCAACUUUAAACGACCAAAAUACUAAUUUUGCAAUUUUCUGUGAUUCCACAAGCGUCUUCUCAGCAAUACAGAAACUAUGGACAAGUGACCCUGUCAUCCAAGAAUGUCAAGAAGCCUAUACCAGAUCAAGCCAAAAGAACAAUUCAAUAACAAUAAUAUGGAUUCCUUCCCACAUUGAUAUAACUGGCAAUGAAAAAGCAGACCGCGCAGCUAAAGAAGCAGGCAACUCAACUACUCCCAACUACCUCGACAACAGCACACAUCUGGAAACGUUACUCUCCACUCUUAAAGAAAAAAUUAAAGAUUUUUGGAACAAAGAGUGGACUGCAUUAACAAAACCCCGUAUAAAAUUAAUAAAAAACGACUUUUACGAAAAAUCCAUUACCUGGAAAUUACCCAGACCAGACCAAGUGAUAGUAUCUUGA
Megachile rotundata (alfalfa leafcutting bee) is the source of this 1551-nucleotide messenger RNA. RefSeq lists its product as uncharacterized. The record is from RefSeq and is a predicted model, not a curated record. Lineage: Eukaryota; Metazoa; Arthropoda; Insecta; Hymenoptera; Megachilidae.